AUGGAGCUGCCCAAUGGAACUGCGACUCAAUCACAGGCCAUCGCGCAGUACCUUCGUUCCGCCCGUCUGACGACGCUGUUGAAACUCACCCGUUCACCACAUGCCUCAAUAAGCUCUCCGCUCAAUGUGAGCUUGUCCGACUUGGGGAGUCCGACAGGUUAUCCUGUCGUGGUAUUCCUGGGGCUUGGAAGUGUACGAUACGUUAUGGGCCUCUAUGACGAGAUGGCAGAAUGCCUGGGACUCAGGAUCAUCACGAUCGAUAGAUGGGGCCUUGGUCGAACCGACGCCCCCAAGUCAAAAUCCGCGCGGGGAAUCCCCGAGUGGGCGUCGGCAGUAGAAGAGGUUCUCGAUCUUUUGAACAUCGAUCACUGUAGCGUCAUGGCACACUCAGCCGGAGCACCGUACGCGCUUUCGUUUGCGAGCAAAUUCCCCGAACGUAUACGUGGAGACGUCCUUCUGCUCGCACCUUGGGUGGGAGGCUCUGAUUCAGCUGGCUACAAGUGGCUGAAGUACGUGCCCGCUGGCCUCCUCAAAACGGCUCAGGCCGCAGAGUGGAAGAUACAAGCGUGGAUGCUGGGAAAACCUCCCACUAUUCAGUACAAAGGCAUCGGUUAUGACGCGUCCUCCGCGGCGCAGCCGCAUCGCAGUCGUAACCCGUGGACGCGUCACAAGUCCGAUGCCAGGCCCUCAACGAGUUCUGGCUUUCCGAGCGGCAUGCAUAGCGUCGACGCGCUGCCACGGCCUAGCACCGCUUCUAGCGCGUUCAGCGAGUACGAUGACCUUCGGGACUUCGACGGCCGAUUUGACAGUCGUAGCACGCUCGGCCCGCAGGGUGACCGAUCCGCGAAGCGCGCGUCCAGCGAGGAUCAGGCGAUGCCCAAGAGGAAGAAUUCGAGAGGCUUUCUUGGGCGAUUGAAGGGUGCACAAACGACGCCGCAGACUCCGCCCUGCGACAAGUCACCAUCGGGGGGCCCUGGACGCACACUCAAGGCGCUGCGGUCGAUGGGCUCGCUCAAGGGCAAGUCGUCUUCGGGAUCCAGUCAUCGCAAAAUGAGCGCUCCGCCGUCUGCGAUGCCGCACUCGCUCAAGCUGGACGUGGGCCUCGGCUUCGACGCGAUCGACUGGUCGCCCACCGCCCACUCGUCGGCGAACUCGAGCGCAAGCGGGACGCCGGACGGGCAGGAGCGCUUCAAGUUGGACGAGCACCUGCAGAGCAACGGGCACAAUCGACGCGCGGGCGGGCGGCGCUCGGUCUCGUUCGGCGCCACGGGGCGGUCUGCGCCGGCGUCGGUGGCGGGGUCGGUGUCCUCGCCGGCGCCGAGCACGAUGACGUCGCCGUCGGCAGGGAUCGCGGCGUCGAGCGCGUACCAGGCCGCGCUGGGGAACGCGCUGAUCGUGGCGGCGCACGCCGAGUCUGCGGGCGGGACGCACGGGGACCUGCUGCAGAUCCUGAACCACGAGCAGCACCCGUGGGGGUUCUCCUACUCUGCGUACCCGCACCGCGUCCGCGUGUGGUACGGCGACCGGGACGAGAAGAUCGCGGAGAACGCGGUGCUGUGGAUGGAGCGCGCGAUGGGCGAGGGCCGCUGCGAGGUGAAGGUCGUCAAGGGCGCGGACCACGGGCUCAUGUACCGCAGCAGCGUUGUCAUCGAGGUGCUGGAGCGCGUGCGCGAUUUCUGGGCUGACGACGACCCUUAGCGCGACCCCCCCUCCCUCCCUCCCUCCCCCCCGCGGGUCGACCUCCUCGACGCCGCACUGCUUUCGCCCACUGCUGUUUAUCAAUUAAAAUAUCCUUUUAUUACCGCUCUCGG
Heterobasidion irregulare TC 32-1 is the source of this 1811-nucleotide messenger RNA. Its product is annotated as Alpha/beta hydrolase. NCBI's taxonomy places the organism in Eukaryota, Fungi, Basidiomycota, Agaricomycetes, Russulales, Bondarzewiaceae. The transcript has 4 exons. The record is from RefSeq and is a predicted model, not a curated record. Bases 1 to 1698 code for a protein of 565 amino acids.